This is a messenger RNA of Lytechinus pictus (painted urchin), 4043 nucleotides long. Its product is annotated as splicing factor U2AF 50 kDa subunit-like. NCBI's taxonomy places the organism in Eukaryota, Metazoa, Echinodermata, Echinoidea, Temnopleuroida, Toxopneustidae. The coding region runs from base 59 to 1558 and encodes 499 amino acids. The transcript is spliced from 12 exons. Gene Ontology annotation, cellular component: commitment complex; U2AF complex; U2-type prespliceosome. Gene Ontology annotation, molecular function: pre-mRNA 3'-splice site binding; poly-pyrimidine tract binding. The record is from RefSeq and is a predicted model, not a curated record. Gene Ontology annotation, biological process: mRNA processing.
GAUCGGAAGUGUAGCACAUACAGACAUUGAGCGUGUUACACCCGGUCCUGAAUGUUGCAUGCUGAAAACAACCGCUGAAAACUGGUCUAAAACUCGGGGAAAACACUCAAUCAUGGACGAAGAUGAUAGAAAACCAGACCGAAGGAGAAGGAGUCGCAGUCGAGAUCGUGACCGAGACAGAGAUAGGAGAAGCAGAAGCAAAGAUAAAAGAAGUCGAAGCAGAGAAAGGAGGAGAAGGAGUAGAAGCAAAAGUAGGUCACGGUCAGGGAGCAGAGAUAGAGACAGGGACAGAAGAGAUAGGCGGCGGAGGAGUCGUUCACCUCGUGAAAGGAAGAGGAGAAGGAAGCCUAACAAGUAUUGGGAUGUGCCACCAGCAGGAUUUGAACAUGUUUCUCCAAUGCAGUACAAAGCCAUGCAAGCUGGUCAGAUCCCCCCUGCAGUUGCACCCCAGCCCAUUAUCCCCGAGGCUCCCAUGCCCGCAGCCAUCCCUCCAGCAGCAGCAGCAUCUGUGGCGGCUGCAGUGGCGGCGGCUACACCUGCUGUCCCCGUAGUGGGCAGUCAGAUGACCAGACAAGCUAGGAGGCUGUAUGUUGGAAACAUUCCGUUUGGUGUCACAGAGCCAAUAGGAGUGUCUGUUAUCUUGCAGGAUGCUAUGGUGGAUUUCUUCAAUGCUAAGAUGCACAGUGCUGGGCUAUCACAAGCACCGGGACCACCGGUCCUCGCUGUGCAGGUCAACCACGAUAAAAACUUUGCUUUCCUUGAGUUCCGUUCCGUGGAAGAGACUACCCAGGCGAUGGCCUUUGAUGGGAUCCUAUUCCAGAACCAAGCCUUGAAGAUCCGUCGACCCAAAGACUACCAGGCCAUCCCAGGCAUGUCGGCUACACCUACUGUACAUGUACCUGGUGUUGUGUCUACUGUUGUCCAGGAUUCGCCAAACAAGAUCUUCAUUGGAGGUUUACCAAACUACUUGAACGAUGACCAGGUCAAGGAACUUUUAUCCUCCUUCGGUCCUCUGAAAGCCUUCAACUUGGUGAAAGACAGUGCGACAUCGCUCUCUAAGGGAUAUGCAUUCUGCGAAUACGUCGAUACUGACCGCACCGAGUUGGCUAUUGCUGGACUGAAUGGUAUGCAGCUUGGUGAAAAGAAGUUGAUUGUUCAGAGAGCCAGCGUUGGUGCCAAGAAUGCAAUGAACCAGGGUCAACAAGUCCAGAUCAACAUUCCUGGUUUAUCGCUACCUGGUACUACAGGACCAAACACAGAGAUCCUCUGCCUCAUGAACAUGGUCACUCCAGACGAACUCAAAGAUGAGGACGAAUAUGACGAUAUUGUGCAAGAUGUGAGGGAGGAAUGCCAGAAGUAUGGCCAAGUUCGCAGUCUUGAGAUCCCACGUCCCAUUAAUGGCUUAGAUAUCCCCGGUUGCGGAAAGAUCUUUGUUGAAUUCAUGACUGUUAUGGAUGCCCAGGCGGCUCAGAGAGCCCUCGCCGGUCGGAAGUUUGCCAACCGCACCGUUGUAACGUCCUUCUAUGACAACGAUAAGUACCACAGAAGAGAAUUUUAAGAUUUGUUUUUACACGCUGGAUCACUCGAUGAAUGUAAUACUCAAUUAUUGGAUGAGCACACAUCAUCGGACAACUAAUUUGUAUUUAUUGUUAAGUACCUGUGCAGUACACAAAUUUCAGUGUAGAGGCCUGUUUGGUGACCCUUUUCAAUUUUUUUCAUUGAUACAAGUAGGGGUUUUAAAGCUGUAGCAAAAUAUAAAUGGAUAUAACCAUGAUACUGUAAACUUUCACACCUUUUCUGUAGAAUUUCAUCAUUAUGUUUAAUAAACACUGGAUGCAUACUUCUUGUCAAUAUUGUAGUUCAUACAUGUAUUCUGUAAUACGUACAUUGUAUUGCAUAUUACUUCAUAAACUUUGAUGUGAAAUAUUAAUCAGUCAUUUGCAAGCAUUACUAACCGAAGGCUUUGAUCGAAUUAUCAAAUGCAACCAAACACGAAGGUGGCAUUCAUUGCUUUUUUAUGGCAGGGGACAAUUUUGUCAACAAUGUAGCUUUACUUUGUCUGGAAUAUUUAUUGCACGCUUUAUUCCUUGAAAACUACAUAUUGUUUGCUAUUCACUGAUUGCAAUGUUAACGGUAUUAGGCUAUUUACUUUUAGGUGGAAUUCACAGUGAAUUAUGAUGUACAUAUUGGAGGUGGUUUUCAAUACCCAAUGUUGCAAUGGAAUGUUCAAAUGUCUCAGUUCUCAAAUGAAAUAACUUAUAGCAUUUUUCACUUAACCCUUAUUAAACUGGGGGGGGGGGGGGUCAAUUUGACCCCCCCCCCUCGACAUUCACUUAAACCGUUUAUAUACUAGUAGUAGAAUGUGGUAAAAUCGUGAGAUCUUAUUUCCACUAUUUGCAGUGAAAUCCUACAUUUCAAACAUCAAUUUUGUUGGAUAAGAAGUGGAAUAUCCCUAAUUUUAAUCAUUAGACCUUAUAUUUAUUCUUGAAGCUUGUGAGGUUGCAUUGUUUUAUCAAUCAAAUUUGCAUUGUGAGUAGGGUUUUUGAAGUUUGAACAAGGGCUACAGUAUUUUUCACCUUUCACAUUGCAUGAAAAAUAUCAUUGUAAUUUCCUAUUUUUUAUGUUGCUGAGACAGAAAUAUUGAUUUUUUGAACCAGUUUGGAACGUGAAUGAUUAAUGAUUAGCUCUUAAAUCAAUAAAUGAUUAAUUUUUUUAUCAUUGAUCUUUAAUAAUCUCUCUGAUACACCAUAGCUAAUGAUUAAGUACUUUCCUGCGUCCACCUUACUCACAUAUUAAUAUAUUGAUUGCGCAAUUUGUUGACCUGUCACUACUAAGCACUCAUUGCAGUUGCUCUAGAAACUUGAACAAAAGAAAUUUCAUAUCUACUAUUUUACAUGAUUUAUUUGCGGUUUCUUCUUUUACCUGCUUAAUUUAUCUCAUAUCACUCAGAGGUUUGAUAGGAAUGUUAUCUAUUUUCUCUAAUCCAGAGGUUUUUUUUCGUUCUAAAAUAUCUAUUUUAUUCCCCUUCCCAAUGGUUGAAGGAGAUACAGGAAGCUGCGUACGGUUGGGCGAAGGUUUAUGCACUACAGAUCUCUGGGAUCCAAUUACUUUCUCAGUUUCUUUUGAAUGCUUCACAUAACUGUUGCUCUUCGAGUAAAAACGUGCAAGACAUAUUAUUUUAGUUUGUUCGAACCAUAUUGCUACAUGAAUGGGAAUGGCAUAUUAUGUUAUUGCCAUUACAUGUACAUUCCUUAGCAAAGGUGUUUGCGAUUAAUCACUUUCAGUGAUAUUUUAUAGUAAUUACUAGGUAUUCCCAUGAGUACUUGUAUAUUACCCAGGCUUUGUCUGCAUGCCAUUCACCAAAAUACUGUUUUCUGGGAUAUUUUUUCAGGUUUCAUUUUCACCAAACAAUGAGAUUAAGCAUUACAUAACGAACGUUCUGUUUGAAAAAAGGUAAUGAUGAUUAUGUGAAUUUGUGUCCAAGCUUCGCCCCUGAGGAAUUAGUACUGGAAGAACAAAUUAUUAUGUACAAUGGAUUGCAAAUAUUUAAAUGUGGCCUACUUCAGACAACAAAUUUUGGCUUAAAUCUGUGAAUGAUAGUUUCUUGUAAGUUUACCUAGGUCACAUUUGCUCUACGGCGGCCGUACGGCGAGUCGAAGACGGCCGUUUUAUUCAUUUUUAUUCAAACCAAAUUUAUCUGGUACAAAAAAUGUUAAAACGGCUAUUUUCGACUCGCCGUACGGCCACCGUAGAACAAAUGUGACCAAGGUAUUACAGGCCCCAGAAGUUCACUGAAUAAGAUGCAAUUCUCACAAUGCUAAUUGAAGUAAAAAUCAUAUGUUUGCUCAUUCAAAAUUAAUUCACCCAUUUGUCAAGAUGUAAUGUUGAAAGCAAGAAGCUGCAUGUUUCUGCAAAGUUUAUGUAUGCCUAAAAUAAAUUUCUGUAAUUUUUGUAUUUGUCUCAUUCAACAUAUUUUGAUUUGUUCUUGAGUGGUUUCUAUUACUGAAUGUUUUUUCCAAAUAAAUGCUUUGUAGUCCAAUGCA